Molecule: messenger RNA, 719 nt
Organism: Drosophila takahashii
Lineage: Eukaryota; Metazoa; Arthropoda; Insecta; Diptera; Drosophilidae
Gene: CheA75a
Product: Chemosensory protein A 75a
Source: RefSeq, a predicted model, not a curated record
GAAAAACAUCAAAUAAAUAAGAUGAACUCAGAACAGCCAAGCGUCAGUUCAAAAUGAAGUGGGCUGUAAUAAUAUUACUCUUUCACUUGCUGAAAAAUAUAAAGUGCGAGCAAUCCUAUGAGGUAACCAAUGAGAGACUAGAGCCUUUCGAGGGCGAUUCCCAGACUUUGGUUUUUUUCGACAAAUUAAAAACUGUUGGCCGGGAGAGAGCUCUCAACGGGUCCUUUAAAUUCGUUGGUGAGAUGAACAACGAUGACUUCAAGGUUUCCGUGGAACUCUAUUCGAGUCCCAGAGGCGAUGGGGAGUUUAAGAGGAUGGCCAUGGACGUGCCCCAAACGAGCAUUUGCGACUGCUUCAAGAAGUUCUACGUCCAGUUCGUGCAACCUUCUGUGAAAACAGGAGAAACCACCAAUUUUCCCCUGGUCGACGACGACUUUUGUCCAGUUCCCGAGGGCGAAUUUUACAUCAAAAAUGUCCUUUUCAACACCGAGGAUUGGCCAUCGCAAGUGCCUCGAGGGAUUGUGAAGGCCAUUAUAACAUUUUUUAGUGGUGGCGAUAAUGUUGGAGGCCUCAUAGUGGAAGUGAAAAUUGAGGAUCGUGAGAGUUAAAAAGUAUUUAUAGAGUUUGGUAGGAGGUGAUCUUUUAAUUUUCGUAUCUUUGGUGAUUUUAAUAACAAGGAAGAAGUAAAAAAAAAGUGAAAUAUACAAUUUUUUGAGGAU